AUGGCGUCCUCCCCUCCUGCGAUGCAAGACCAAGGGAGGUUGCUUGAAGAGGCCCUGGGAGUGGUACGGAUGCAAUCAUCACACAUGAGGAAAUGCUUGGAAACACCAGGGAAGCUUAUGGACGCUCUGAAAUGCGGCUCUACUCUUGUUUCCGAGCUUCGUACGCCUACUUUAGGUCCGAAGCAAUACUACGAACUCUACAUGGCCGUCUUCGAUGCUCUUCGGCACCUGUCCGAGUAUCUCCGCGAGUCCCAUCCUGUCAACCAUCUCGCCGAUCUGUACGAACUUGUUCAAUAUGCGGGCAACAUCAUACCCAGGCUAUACCUUAUGAUCACCGUAGGCACAGUCUACAUGGCCGUAGAGGAUGCACCGGUGAAAGAGAUCAUGAAAGACAUGAUGGAGAUGAGCCGAGGUGUGCAGCAUCCAAUUCGUGGUCUCUUCUUGAGAUACUACCUCAGCGGGCAAGCAAGGGACUAUCUGCCUACAGGCGAAGGAGAUGGCCCGCAAGGAAAUCUUCAGGACUCUAUAAACUUCGUUUUGACGAAUUUUGUAGAGAUGAACAAGCUAUGGGUACGGUGGCAGCACCAGGGUCACUCACGUGAAAGGGAGCAGAGAACGCAGGAACGAAGAGAGCUAGAGCUGUUGGUUGGCAGCAAUCUAGUUCGACUGAGUCAGCUCGUCGACCUCGAGACAUACAGAAAAACCAUUCUAUCCCCUUUACUGGAGCAAGUCGUGGCAUGUAGGGACGUUCUUGCCCAGGAAUACCUCCUUGAAGUCAUCACCAAGGUGUUUCCCGAUGAGUAUCAUUUGCAUACGCUAGAUCAAAUCCUCUCGGCGAUUGCUAGGCUCAAUCCACAUGUUGAUAUGAAGAAGAUCGUCAUCGGCCUAAUGGAUAGGCUAUCCUCAUUUGCGCAGCGGCAAGCGGAGGAAGACGCAUCAGCUACAGAGAGGCAAAAGGCUGAGCAGGAGGCCACUAGUCGAUUAUUUGAGAAGAUGCGGCUGGCAAAAGAAACAAAUCCUCAGUCUCCCAAGAAGGUUAAUGGCACAGAGGAUGCUGAUGAAGUGAAUGGCAUCAAAUCCAAUGAGCAAGUUUCGGGUUCGAAUGGAUCAGUAGAGGAGCCAACAGCAACCGAAAUUGACGACAGUACUCCUGCUUCGAAAACUUCCAAACCAAGCAUUCUGGCCGAUGUGAAGCUGUACGAGAUCUUCUACGACCAGGUCGUCAGUCUUGUAAAGACCAGGGGACUUAGCAUACAAGACACAAUGGGCUUACUCACGUCACUCGUCAAUCUCGCACUUAACAUAUACCCAGACAAACUAGAAUAUGUUGAUCAGAUAUUGUCAUACGCGAGCCAAAAAACCAAUGAAUACAUGGACAGUCCAGACCUUCACUCACCAGCAGCGCAGUCUAAUAUGCUCAACCUUCUACUGGCGCCCAUUAGAACUUACUAUUCGCUCUUCACGGCUCUUGUGCUUCCCAAUUACAUUCCCCUUUUCUCCUCACAAACAUACUCGACCCGCAGGGCUGUGGCCGGUGAGAUCGCCAGAAGCAUCCUCCGAAAUCGUGUCAAAAUAUCAACAUCGGAACAACUUGAAGGCGUCCUGUCGUUACUGAAAGUCUUGAUCAGGGAAGGUAUCCAACAGCCAAGUGGGUACCCAGGUCUCGGUGCCAGACAAAGAGGUGGCGAAACCGAUGAGACCCUUGAGGAACAGGGCUGGCUCGCAAGGAUAGUUCAUCUUGUGCAAGCCUCCGACAAUGACACACAACUUCAGCUCCUCCAGCAGUUACGCAAAGCAUAUGACGCCGGAAAUGAACGCAUCAGAUAUACCAGCCCAGCACUGAUAACAUCAUCAUGGUCACUCGCUCGGAAAUACAAAUCACGGGAGCACUACGAAGACAACUGGUCUACUCAGUCUUCUACUUUAUAUCGUUUUAUGCAUCAGUCGCUCACCACUCUCUACACUCGUGUUUCGCCGUCUUCGGCAGAACUUUGCCUCCGACUUUUCAUCUCCUGCGGACAGAUAGCCGAUCAGUGUGGAUUUGAAGAAUUUGCAUACGAGUUCUUUGCUCAAGCCUUUACAAUUUAUGAGGACAGCAUCAGUGACAGCCGGGCACAAUUUCAGGCUGUUUGUAUAAUUGCUGGAGCACUGCAAAGUACCCGAGGUUUUGGAAAAGAGAACUAUGAUACUCUGAUUACCAAGGCCGCAUUACACGGUAGCAAGCUUCUGAAGAAGCCGGAUCAAUGUCGAGCGGUUUACCUAGCAAGCCACCUGUGGUGGGGAAUUGAGAUUCCAGCCAGAGGUGAAGAGGAUGCGAAGAAUCUCUACCGCGAUGGCAAGCGUGUCCUUGAGUGCCUGCAAAGAGCGCUUCGCGUUGCAGAUGCUUGCAUGGACACAUCUGUGUCGGUGGAGCUGUUUGUGGAAAUCUUGAAUCGCUACGUCUACUAUUUCGACCAGCAGAAUGAGACGGUUACAACAAAAUACCUAAAUGGACUGAUCGAGCUGAUCCAUUCCAACCUCUCCACCAACCAGGAAGGCAGCCCUGCCACGCUGGAAAAUCCGAAGCGACAUUUCUUCCGAACAUUAGAGUAUAUCAAAGGCAGAGAAUACGAGGGCGUUGUGACAGAAGCGAGACAAUAA
This is a messenger RNA of Endocarpon pusillum Z07020, 2640 nucleotides long. RefSeq lists its product as uncharacterized. The record is from RefSeq and is a predicted model, not a curated record. NCBI's taxonomy places the organism in Eukaryota, Fungi, Ascomycota, Eurotiomycetes, Verrucariales, Verrucariaceae. The transcript is spliced from 8 exons. Gene Ontology annotation, biological process: retrograde transport, endosome to Golgi; intracellular protein transport. Gene Ontology annotation, cellular component: late endosome; retromer, cargo-selective complex; retromer complex. The coding region runs from base 1 to 2640 and encodes 879 amino acids.